Messenger RNA from Chara braunii, 1758 nucleotides. The record is from the annotation of a GenBank genome assembly. NCBI's taxonomy places the organism in Eukaryota, Viridiplantae, Streptophyta, Charophyceae, Charales, Characeae.
ACGCGCACCUACCACCGCACGAACAACCUCUGCCCGAUACGACAGAUGAGGAGGAGGAGGAAACACGAUCACGAACCAUGGCGCUGGGAAGCGGCUCCACCCAAGAGUGGGCGGGAAGCCAAUUGUAUGGGAGCCAUGAGAGCACGUAUCUGCAGUCGUACGCCGAACUCCUGCAAGAGGGCCUGCACGACAACGAUGUCGAUAGCGGCGUGAAUCUGUCAUUCGGGCCCUCUAGCGAGAGCUCGCCGGCUGCCACAUGGACAGUUCUCGUAAAAUCGCACCCUGACAACGACGUUGGGCAAGUGACGGCGGUCAGCAGAUCUGCAAAGGGUUCAUCUGAAGGAUGGGAGGCAUCGGAUAAUAGAAAGGAUCCUUCGAGACUGCAGUCGUUGUCACCAUCAACAACACUUGUUGCCUGCGGUUGUCCACAGUGGAUGAGGUCUCCGUUUCCGUUGUCGGGAGGUUCCAGCACGGGCCGCCGUGCACCUGAGUGCGGGGCGACAGACGCUGACUUCACGGGCGAGCUGCGUGGGCAGCAAGAGGAGUGGAUAACUCGGGGGGUGCAGCGACUGCACGUGGGGGAGCAGGACGCGGAGAAGGAGCCACCAGUGUUGGACGCCGACGAUUACGGGGACGUCGACAACGACGACGAAUGGCAGGUUGACGGCGCCGGGUACGUUUCGCCGUUCAAGAAUAAAUACAUGGGCUGUCGGGGCAGGAACAACACGGCAUUUGCUUUCAUGAAGGGUCGUCGGGGGAAAAAAGUGGCGCCUGCGGGAAGCGAGGUUGAAGGUGGCAACAGCAACAAAGAAGACGAUAGCUCCACGGAAGGUUCUUCACCGACGACGGGUAGCCCUGGCGGGUUCCGCAAGAGGAAUAAUAUGAGGCAGCAGACUUUUGAGGCCCUGACGGAGUGCAUGGAGAAGCACGGGACACUAAUGGCGACAACGAUGAAGAGCGCUAGCAAGAGGCAGUGCUCCAUCCAAAUGUGGUUGUGCGAAGCGUUGGAUGUGGAGGUUGAGGUGAAGAAAAAGCACUACUCGACGUCGGACAAAGUGGGCAAGCUGAUGUGCCAUGCACUGAUGGAGAGCGAAAGCUAUUUGGGAGCGGUAGACGAGGGGCUCUUGCUCGGGCGGACGGAGAUGUGGGACCGGCUGCCUGGCCUUCCCCGAACGCUUCGACCAUGUCAUCUCGCGGCGGUGGUCGUGGCAAGAAGAGGGACAGUAACGCAGGUGAUGCAUCGGCGCUGGAGAAGAGAGGACGACAUGUCGCGAAGAAGAGGAAGGUUGUUGUGGGGGGGGGCUUCCAUCGAAGGAGGCUUGAGGGGAGACGAGUGGGUGAGGGAUCGAACAACCUUCGAUGCCGACGACAAAUUCGAGGAGGCGGAGGCGGUGGGCGCUGCGAGAAAAGUGUCGAAGCGCGCACAAGGCGGGGUCCGAAUAGACAACGCGGGGGCGCAAGGAGUCAUCGACGUGGUCGCCGUUGCUAUGCCGACGGAGGGGGCUCAGACAGCACGUGUGGGGGGAAGUGCCACGAGAACACGUGUCGCUACACCACAAGAGGGGCAGCAGUCCGGAUGGGGUCCUUCUACCCGCACCACCCCACGUGGACAGACACUUCCGGAGGGUGGGGAGGGUGUGAAUGCAGAGGUGCAAGGGAGCGGCCAGGGAGUGCAACACGCACCCCUGGCGGGGUCUUCGAGAGCAGGGGUGCCUGCAACGCCUGGGUAAAGUUGUGGAGAUGGCGACAACGACAAGU